GGUCGCUGAACCAGUUUCCUGCAUUGCAACCCACGCUCUUUUCCCGACCGUUUCCAUUGCACACCCAACAAUCGUCGUCACUCUUUAUAAGUACCUCAUCAUGGUCGCCUACUCGUCUCUUCUCCUCGCUCUUUCGGCUGCCUCGAGCGCCGUCGCUCUCCCCAACGGCAAGGCCCUGCUGGACAUGGCCAAGCGCAGCCUUACUUCAUCCGCGGAAGGCGAGAGCAACGGCUACUUCUACUCCUUCUGGACCAACGGUGAAGGCGAUGUGACCUACACCAACGGCGACGGUGGUGAAUACACCGUUGAGUGGACCGACUGCGGUGACUUCGUGGCCGGCAAGGGUUGGAACCCUGGCAGUGCUCAGGCCGUUACCUACAGCGGAUCGUGGGAAACCAACGCCAACGCCUACCUCUCCGUCUACGGUUGGACCACCUCUCCCCUGGUCGAAUUCUACAUCGUCGACAAGUACGGUGACUACGACCCCUCCUCUGGCUUGACCGAGCUCGGCACCGUCGACAGCGACGACGGAACCUACAAGAUCUACCAGACCACCCGCGAGGACGCCGACUCGAUCGAGGGCACUGCUACCUUCAAGCAGUACUGGUCCGUGCGCACUGAGGGCCGUAUCGGUGGAACCGUUACCACUCAGAACCACUUCGAUGCCUGGGAAAGCCUUGGUCUGGAGCUUGGUACCUUCAACUACAUGAUCGUCGCCACCGAGGGAUACGAGAGCAGCGGGUCUGCCACUAUCACCGUUGAUGCCUCUUCUGACAGCACUGAGGAGAGCUGCUAAACGCUCUU
Molecule: messenger RNA, 804 nt
Organism: Aspergillus piperis CBS 112811
Lineage: Eukaryota; Fungi; Ascomycota; Eurotiomycetes; Eurotiales; Aspergillaceae
Product: glycoside hydrolase family 11 protein
Exons: 2
Coding region: 101-796 (231 amino acids)
Biological process (GO): xylan catabolic process
Molecular function (GO): hydrolase activity, hydrolyzing O-glycosyl compounds
Source: RefSeq, a predicted model, not a curated record